AUGGUCGUUCUCACUGUGAACACAACUGUCUUUACUUCCUCUAUCUUUUCAACCUCACCCAACCCAAAACCCUUCAUCCUCCAACCCCUCAAACGCCACCUACCGUUACUUAAACCUUUCAAAUGCCUCCAACGCCGUUCAAGUUCGUUCAAACUUAACCCUGUGAUUUCCGGCUCCGCGCUCACCGCCUCUGAGCUCGCCGUUCCGUCGAAACUCGAGCACCUCUAUGCCGAGUUCCGGUCGCUGCGGGAGCCUGCGGAGCGGGUUAAGCGGCUGCUAAGCUACGCGGCGGCGAUGGCGCCGAUGGCGGAAUCGGGUCGGGUCGACGAGAACCGGGUGAUGGGGUGCACCGCGCGCGUGUGGGUGGAGGUGGGGAUCGACGAGGAGGGGAAGGUGCGGGUGGCGGCGGACAGUGAUUCGGAGAUCACGAGGGGGUUCUGCGCGUGUCUGGUGUGGGUGCUGGAUGGUUCGGAGCCGGAGGAGGUUAUGAAAGUGAGCACCGAUGAUUUGGUUGGUCUGAAUGCGGGGUUGCCGGGAGGGAGUGGGCGUUCGAGGAUGAACACGUGGCACAACGUGCUGAUCAGCAUGCAGAAGAGGACCAAGCAGCUGUUGGCUCGGAGAAAAGGGAAGGUUCCCUUUGAGCAUUUUCCUUCCUUGGUUGUUACCUCUGAUGGGGUUUUUCCUAAGGGUAGCUAUGCUGAAGCCCAGGCAAAAUAUUUGUUCCCUGAUGAAUUAAAAGUUAAUGAACUAGUCAAUGUGCUGAAAGAGAAGAAAAUUGGUGUCGUUGCACACUUUUACAUGGAUCCUGAGGUGCAAGGCAUUUUAACUGCUGCUCAGAAGCAGUGGCCACAUAUCCAUAUAUCUGAUUCACUUGUCAUGGCAGAUACAGCAGUUAAAAUGGCAAAAGCUGGAUGCCAAUUCAUAACAGUGUUAGGUGUGGAUUUUAUGUCAGAAAAUGUCCGUGCCAUCCUUGAUCAAGCUGGUUUUAGUGAGGUUGGCGUGUAUAGGAUGUCAAAUGACCAAAUUGGCUGUUCACUGGCUGAUGCUGCAGCCACUCCUACUUAUAUGGAAUAUCUUUCAGCGGCUUCUAGGUCUACUUCUUUGCAUGUCAUAUACAUUAACACUAAGUUAGAGACAAAGGCAUUUGCUCAUGAGCUUGUGCCUACAAUAACCUGUACUUCAUCAAAUGUUGUCCAGACUAUCCUACAGGCAUUUGCUCAAGUUCCAGAUUUGAGCAUAUGGUAUGGACCUGAUUCUUACAUGGGUGCAAAUAUUAAAGAAUUGUUCCAACAGAUGACGAAGAUGACUGAUGAAGAGAUUGCUGCAAUACAUCCGGAACACAGUCAAGACUCUAUUAGAUCGGUAUUACCACGACUUCACUAUUUCCAGGAUGGAACAUGCAUUGUUCACCAUCUAUUUGGCCAUGAAGUCGUGGAGAAUAUAAAAGAAAUGUAUUGUGAUGCGUUCCUCACUGCUCAUCUUGAGGUUCCUGGAGAGAUGUUUUCAUUGGCAAUGGAAGCAAAGAGAAGGGGAAUGGGCGUAGUAGGCUCCACUCAAAAUAUUUUGGAUUUCAUAAAGGAUAGGGUUCAGGAAGCUUUGGAUAGAAAUAUAAAUGAUCAUCUCCAAUUUGUCUUAGGAACAGAAUCUGGGAUGGUGACUUCAAUUGUAGCUACAGUUCGUAGUUUGUUGGAGCCUGCGAAGUCCUCUCCUGAAAAGGCUAAAGUUACUGUUGAAAUAGUCUUUCCGGUUUCGUCUGACUCAAUCUCAAAAACAUCCUCAAGUUUAUCCUCGGAUGCUCAUUCUGUUAAGGUGGGUGAUGUUAUACUUCCUGUUGUACCAGGAAUAGCUAGCGGGGAGGGUUGUUCCAUUCACGGUGGCUGUGCAUCUUGUCCAUACAUGAAGAUGAAUUCUCUCAGCUCACUGCUGAAAGUUAGCCAUCACCUACCUGAUGAAGAAAAUAUCCUCUCUGCAUACAAGGCAGAGCGAUUUAAGUUGCAAACACCAAAUGGCAAAUCAGUGGCAGAUGUUGGAUGUGAACCUAUUUUGCACAUGAGGAACUUCCAGGCUACUAAAUUGCUUCCAGAGAUGCUCUUCCAAGUUGCAAAAGCUAGGUCCGUGCAUGGUCUUUGCUUCUAUAUCAUUAAUACAACCAACCAGAUUUUGUUGUUGGUAGAUUCCCUUGCAAAGGUCAGUUUUGUAAUCGAUUCCUCAAUUGCUCACAUGGUGUUGGUAGAGGGUGAGGAAGUAGCUCAUGCUGUGUUGAAAAUCAAAGUGUUGUGGUUGGACACUGAGAUUUUGCAAUUUGACGCUAGUGGGUUUGCUUUAUUCCCUUUAGCAGGCCCAGAUGGGGAAGAAAUUGCGUCCCACUAG
Sphenostylis stenocarpa is the source of this 2370-nucleotide messenger RNA. The record is from the annotation of a GenBank genome assembly. Lineage: Eukaryota; Viridiplantae; Streptophyta; Magnoliopsida; Fabales; Fabaceae.